UCUUUUGUACCCUCCCUCCCCACAAAUCCAACUUCCACUUACUCUUCGAAUCUUACUUCCUUCAUCAUUCCAUCUCUUCUCCUUCCUCCCUUCCAAGCCGACAGCUCCGAUCGAGCAGGAAAAAAUGUUGCAGAAAGUCAUGGAAACUUGCUGUGUGCAGCCCAGAGAUGUUGCCAUCCUCGAGAAUGGCAGCACCAGCAGUAGCAAUAAGAUCAUGGGGACGGUUGUUUUGAUGAAGAAGAACGUUCUGGACCUGCACGACGUCAAAGCUUCGUGCCUCGAUCGAAUUCAUGAGCUUCUCGGCAAAGGCAUCUCCAUCCACCUUAUCAGCUCUGUUCAUCCGGAUCCAGGUCAGCCCUUUUCUCCUUUCCUCUCCCCCCUGCAUUGAAUAGAAUGCACCCAUCAAUGAAAAAGUUUCUUGAAUGAAAACAAAAAAGGAAAAGACUUUGGUAUCUUCUUCUGGUAUUCCCCAGUCCCAAUCCAACAGACUUUCUACGAGCCAUUUCAAAGCUCGCUCCUGUUUCUUGUUUGCUUAUCAACGUAGACAAAGGUAACUACGGUGGUGUUUGCUGGCAAUUUCCUCCAGAGAAUGGAUGGAGGGGCAUGAUUGGGAAAGCAGCCUUCUUGGAGAAAUGGGUUCACAGGACGACACCUUUAACAGCUACUGAGACUAGUUUUUCCAUUACCUUCAAUUGGGAUCACUCCACCAUGGGCGUAGCUGGAGCUUUCAUCAUCAGAAACCAUCACCACAGUUAAUUCUACCUCAAGACCUUAACUUUAGACGAUUUCCCGGGCCAUGGCUGAAUUCAUUUCAUCUGCAAUUCAUGGGUCUAUCCUGCUCACAGAUACAAAUAGGACCGCGUUUUCUUCUCAAACAAGGUAAUACAAUCGAUCUCUUUGAAAGUUCCUAGGAACUCUCUGGCAGCAACUUUUUCCAAUGUUAUUGUGCCAUUAAGUGCACAAUGAUUCGACUUCAUAGCCACUUUUGCUUUUGCCAUUAAAGGACUCAACUUUAGUGUUUGUGCAUGACAAUAUUGUCUCCCAAUAUGACGAUUAGAAUAGUAGGAGUUUUAAGAUUAACCUAAACUUGCAAAAUAAACAAACUCUAGUUAAUGGGUUAGUAAAAUAUUCUCCAUCUCCUAACAACCAUUUUUGUCAAAUUCUGUCUGGGUUCAGACAUACCUACCAUGUCAAACGCCAGAACCAUUGCGCCAAUUGAGAGAACAAGAACUUGUUAACCUGAGAGGAAAUGGGAAAGGACAGCUGAAAGAAUGGGACAGAGUUUAUGACUAUGCUUACUACAAUGAUCUGGGUAGUCCAGAUAAGGGUGAAGCCUAUGCGCGCCCUGUUCUUGGUGGAUCCAAGGAGUAUCCCUAUCCCAGAAGAGGAUGAACAGGACGAAAGCCAACCAAAAAAGGUUAGAAAAUGGUGUCAAAUCAUCUAAACUUUUCUAAGUUCUACUAGACACCUUAACCUGGUUUUGCAUGUGUUCAUGACAGAUCACAAGUCAGAGAGCAGAUUGCCACUUCUAAGCCUGGACAUAUACGUACCUAGGGAUGAACGGUUUGGACAUGUGAAGUUCUCAGAUUUCUUAGCAUAUGCUCUGAAAUCUAUUGCUCAAGUACUUCUCCCGGAGAUUUCGUCUAUAUGCGACAAGACGAUCAAUGAAUUCGAUUGUUUCGAGGAUGUUUUUGACCUCUAUAAUGGCGGCAUCAAGCUGCCAGGUAAGGCCACUGUAAGCAAAGUAAGAAAUCGCAUACCUUGGGAAUUACUGAAGGAACUUGUUCGCAAUGAUGGUGAGAGGUUUCUCAAGUUCCCCAUUCCUGAAGUAAUCAAAGAGGACAAGUCUGCAUGGAGGACUGAUGAAGAGUUUGCUCGAGAGAUGCUUGCUGGUGUCAACCCAGUCAUCAUCAGCCGCCUACAAGAGUUCCAACCAGCUAGCCAGCUAUACCCUAAACAAUACGGAAACCAGCAUAGCACAAUAAAAAAGGAAGACAUCGAAGUCAACAUGAAUGGACUCACCGUCGACCAAGCAAUAGAAAGCAACAGGCUGUUCAUAUUGGACCAUCACGAUGCACUGAUGAUAUACUUGAGGAAGAUAAACUCGACCAACACAAAGACUUACGCCACCAGAACGAUUCUGUUCCUUCAAGACGAUGGAACAUUGAAGCCAUUAGCAAUCGAACUGAGCCUCCUACAUCCUCAGGGGGACUAUCGUGGUGCAGUCAGCAGAGUAUUCACUCCAGCAGAAGAUGGAACAGUCGAUGGCUCAAUUUGGCAGCUAGCCAAAGCUUAUGCCGCAGUGAAUGAUUCUGGAUAUCAUCAGCUGAUCAGUCACUGGCUGAACACUCAUGCUGUGAUUGAACCUUUCAUAAUUGCGACGAACAGGCAGCUGAGCGUUCUCCACCCGAUCCACAAGCUUCUGCAGCCACAUUUCUGUGACACGAUGAACAUAAAUGCACUGGCAAGACAGAUUCUGAUCAAUGCUAGUGGGAUGCUGGAAAUCACUGUGUUCCCAGCAAGAUACUCCAUGGAAAUAUCUGCUGUUCUGUAUAAGAAUUGGGUCUUCACUGAACAGGCACUCCCUGCCGAUCUUAUAAAGAGAGGCAUAGCAGUGCCAGACGAAACCAAGCCACAUGGCCUCAAGGUUCUGAUAGAGGACUACCCAUAUGCAGUCGAUGGGCUGGAGAUAUGGUCAGCAAUCGAGACAUGGGUACAGGAAUACUGCGACUUCUACUACCCAACAGACGAAUUAGUCCAAACCGACGAGGAACUCCAAUCGUGGUGGUUAGAGCUACGCAACGAAGGCCACGGAGACAAGAGAGACGAGCCAUGGUGGCCCAAAAUGCAGACAAGAGUCGACCUCAAACAAACAUGCACAAUCAUCAUAUGGGUAGCUUCAGCGCUCCACGCAGCAGUGAAUUUCGGGCAGUACCCUUAUCCAGGCUUCCUUCCCAACCGUCCCACAAUUAGCCGGCGGUUCAUGCCGGAGCCGGGGACGCCGGAGUACCGGGAGCUGGAGCAAGACCCGGAGUUGGGUUAUUUGAAGACGAUUACAGCACAGUUACAGACUUUGCUUGGGGUAUCGCUAAUCGAGAUUCUAUCGAGGCAUUCGACGGACGAGAUUUACCUUGGGCAGAGGGAGAGCGACGAGUGGACCUGCGAUGAGGAACCGCUGGCGGCGUUCAGGCGAUUUGGGAAGAGGUUAAUGGGGAUCGAGGGGCGGAUUACGGAAAUGAAUAGUAAUCCGAAAUUGAAGAACAGAGUUGGGCCGGUGAAGGUUCCUUAUACGUUGUUGUCCCCGAAUACAUCGGAUUACUCGAGGGAAGGUGGGCUUACUGGGAAAGGGGUUCCAAAUAGUAUCUCCAUCUGAAGAAACAGAGGCGAAAGAGAUGAAAAGAUUGCUCCUUUUAUUUUUUACUGGGUCUGACGAAAUAAUAACAUAACCCAAUUCUUUUUCUUAUGUAUUUUUCGUACCCAUGUACAGAAGGUUGAUUGAGGUAGCUGAAUUCCGGUUGUGGUUUGUAAGAAUGUAAUUGAACACUUGUGUAGCUUUUGCUAAUUGAAAGGAAGCGUGUUCAUACAUGUGAAUUUUUAGUCCUAGGGUUACCGGCGACUGCCGUAGUUGAAAAGACGAGUGCCAGAGGUAAUCGGAAGGUCUUUUAUGAUGAAGUUGGCCGGCGAGUGAUGUCUAUCUUGCAUUUUGGUCGUUAGUCGUUGCGGCAGAAGUGAUUGCUGCUGUUGAACGUAGAAAGGGAUUUACAGUUGACCCUCAGAAACGGUCGGUCAAGGCGAUGGUGCAAAAACGGACGUUAGGGUUCAUCGCGAUUGGGAAGUAAUUGACAACAGAAAAAGCAUUCGGCCCUCUAAAUUCACCGGAAACCCCAUGGAUGAAUGAAUAUUGGGUUAAGUG
Molecule: messenger RNA, 3913 nt
Organism: Linum trigynum
Lineage: Eukaryota; Viridiplantae; Streptophyta; Magnoliopsida; Malpighiales; Linaceae
Source: the annotation of a GenBank genome assembly